AAGUUACGUAGAUUCGGAGUACGUGCCAAGGUGCCUGGUAUGUUUAGCAGCUUUGCUCCUCUGUAGUUUCGUGUUUUUCUCUUUAUUUAAUGUUUUCUGGUUCUGGUUCUGUUCAGAACCGAGUCACUGCUUCAUUGCGCUCCGAGCAGACGAGUUAAAUCCGAGGAACGGCUUCAAUAAGCAGCUUUAGGGCUGCAACGAGCCCCGCUGCUAGCAGCUUUAGCUGGGUCAGCACCGCCUCGAGUUAACCAGGUUAGCGGCUAACUAGUUAACCAGCUGCUCAACUGUUGCUGUCUUCCUCACAGAGACACCGGGCUGGAUAGCGGCUAGACCCGGUGACCUUCACGGACUGACGGCUGCACCUGGACCGACCAUGUCCCCUCAUUAACAGUAGCUCCAGAACCCUCGGCUCGGUUCGAUUGGCCAUAAUCCGGCUUUCAGGUUCUGGUUCCCGCCCCGCUCGGAGGAAUGGCUCGCUGCCCGGUGGUGAACCUGCUGCGGUUCGGGAACAGGGUGGCCAGGAGCGGCUUCCUGCGGCCUUUGCACGCCGCGGCAGGUUGCUCCUCCACGGAACCAAGAACUGGGUUCAAACCGGACAGGGUUGCCGUGGUUACCAAAACCACCCGGUAUGAGUUCGAGCUGCAGCGGUACCGGUACGCCGGACUGUCUGAGGAGGACCUGACGCAGCUGCUAGCCAUGAAGGGCUCCAGCUACAGCGGCCUGUUGGAGCGCCACAACAUCCACACCAGCAACGUGGAGCACAUUGUCCAGAGCCUGCAGAGCGCCGGUAUGGAGGUGCGGGUGGUGAGGAGAGGGGAGUACGAUGACGAGGUGGUCCGGUGGGCCGACGCCAUCGUCUCUGCUGGAGGUGAUGGGACGAUGCUGCUGGUGGCCAGUAAAGUUCUGAACAAGGACAAGCCGGUUGUUGGAGUGAACACCGACCCAGAGAGGUCAGAAGGUCACCUGUGUCUGCCGGUGCGCUACACCCGCGCCUUCCCAGAGGCUCUGGAGCGGCUCUGCCGUGGUGAGUUCAGGUGGUUGUGGCGCCAGCGGCUCCGGCUGCACCUGGAGGGAACCGGGAUCAACCCGACCCCAGUGGACCUGCAUGAGCAGCAGCUGAGCCUGGAGCAGCACAACUGGGCCCACCGGAUCAGCACCGUGGAGCAGCAGCAGAGAGCGGGAGCGCUGCACCCGGCCUACUCAAAGCCCAGCCUGCUGCCGGUGCGGAGCCUGAAUGAGAUCUUCAUCGGGGAGUCUCUGUCCUCCAGGGCCCAGCUAAAAGUCUUCACUCCCCGUCUCUUCCUCCAUAGGGCGUCGUACUACGAGAUCUCUGUGGACGGCGGGCCCUGGGAGAAGCAGAAGAGCUCCGGGCUCAGCGUGUGCACCGGAACCGGGUCCAAGGCCUGGUCGUUUAACAUCAACAAACUGGCUGAACAGUCUGUGGAGGAGGUUCUGAGAAUCGGAAUGUCUCAGGCCGGAGUUGAUCUUCCCCUCAGCAGGGAGUUCGUAGGGAAAGUAACCGAUGACUACAACGCGUCCCUGGUGUUCGCCCCAGACGAGCCCCGCCUCUUCUACAGCGUCAGGGAGCCAAUCAGCAACCGCGUGUUCUCCAGCAGCCGGCAGAGAGGCUUCGCCAGCAGGGUGUGCGUCCGCUCGCGGUGCUGGGACGCCUGCAUGGUGGUGGACGGCGGCACGUCCUUCGAGUUCAACGACGGCGCCAUCGCCACGGUAACCGUGAGCGAGGAGGACCGGCUCCGGACCGUCCUGCUGGACCAGUGAGCCAGGUCGGCGACCGGUCCGGACUCAGCAGCCUGUUGCCAUGGAGACGGGAUCAGGGUCUGACUCACUAAGCCCAUAAUGAAGUUCUGAUCCAGAGCAGAGUGGAGCUGCUGCACCAUGUGACCAGCUCUGCUCUGAUUGGCUCAAACCAAACGUCUAAUCAGAGGACAAAGAUCUAAAACCCAUAAACACGCUGGACCAGUUUACCCAGUAACUGAUGCAGACAUCCCAUAAUAAACCAGUUUUAUCUGCACAUCAACGCCGCUGCCUCACAGAAUCUGCCUCUGUCAGAACCGGACCGGAACCGAGGAAAACAGCCAAAGGAGAACCGUUGGGCUAAACACACCGGAUAAGUUUUCACACCCAGCACCUUCUGAUCAGGCCCAAAACUUUAUCGCUUCAUUUCUAUCCAUUAUUUACAGAUCAAAACCAAAGUUCCUCCUGGAACCCUUGUUUUAUUAAAUAUUAGUGUUUUAUUAAAUAUUAAUGUUUUAUGAAAUAUUAAUAUUUUAUUUAAUAUUAAUGUUUUAUGAAAUAUUAAUAUUUUAUUAAAUAUUAAUGUUUUAUGAAAUAUUAAUAUUUUAUUUAAUAUUAAUGUUUUGUUGUGACAGACACAAGCAGGGCAACAGGAAGUGGAAUAAAAUGAUUGAUGAUGGAUUAUUGAUCAUUGGUUUUCUGCAGCCAUAAAUCAAUCCAGUUGUCCUCAUUUUUCUGCCUCUGCAAAGGUCUGGAAAUCAGCUGCUGUUUCCUUUGACUAGGCCAUUUUGACCCAUGGGCUCUACAGUCCAAAGAGCCGUUUUUGUUUUUAUAAUUAACUAAUACAAUUUAUUUAUAGAAUCUUAAAACCUGCAGGGCCCUUCAGAAUAAAAGCUUAUCAAGUUUUAUGACAAUUAUGUUUUCCAGUUAUAAUAAAGAUCUACAAAUACAGAUGUAAUUUAAAGUUUUAAACUAUUUUGUUAAUUUUUAUGGAAAAUUAGGAAAAUCAUGUAGAAUCAAAACAAAAGAACCAAAAAUGAAAAGUUUUCAAAUCGAAUCAAAUUUAACAUGAAAACCAGUAAAAAUGAAGUUUCAGACAUUUUAAUCUUUGUAACUAAAACAGUUUUUAAAACCUGAUCUGACCGUUCAGGAAGAAUCCUCAACAUUUUAAACCCACUUCUCUGGGUUUAACCCCGUCACUGCUGGGGAAUUUUAUUUUCUUUUAUUUGCAUUAAACCGUUUUUAAAGCCCGAUCCGGUUCUGGUCGUAGUGACACAGCAGCAGGUCAGAGGUCAAAGGUUAAAUAAUAGUAGAGCCUCAGUUUGUGUUGCUGAAGAAAGUUUGAGUUUUAUUAGUUUGUAGAGGGAAGCAGGUCCGAUCCAGAGCUGCUGGUUCUGGUUCUGGGAACGCUGCAGUGGCGUCUCAGCGCGGCGCUGAGCAUUCUGGGAAAAUCUCACUUCUGGAAAUGAUUGUUACAAAACAUGAAAAUGUGACGUCGGCAUUAAGAAGCUCAUGAACUGGUUUCUAACCAGCAGUCCGCCUCCCAGUCUGGACCUGAACCAGUAGGUCUGUCCUGAAGGGAACUGGUUCCUGCUGGGAACGCCAUCCCAGUUCCCAUUCCUGGGAUGUUUGUGUUUUAAUAAAAAUGUUUUACAGCCA
Gambusia affinis (western mosquitofish) is the source of this 3414-nucleotide messenger RNA. RefSeq names its product NAD kinase 2, mitochondrial (gene nadk2). The transcript has 12 exons. Bases 469 to 1779 code for a protein of 436 amino acids. NCBI's taxonomy places the organism in Eukaryota, Metazoa, Chordata, Actinopteri, Cyprinodontiformes, Poeciliidae. The record is from RefSeq and is a predicted model, not a curated record. Gene Ontology annotation, cellular component: mitochondrion. Gene Ontology annotation, biological process: NADP+ biosynthetic process; NAD+ metabolic process. Gene Ontology annotation, molecular function: NAD+ kinase activity.